AUGUUAAACAUAUGUUUCACUAUAUGGCAUGAAGUUGUGACAAGAAUCAGAUGUAUCCGUGUUAUUGAGCUCCAGAUUGCAACAGUCGCCAAUGAUUUCUCGUAUUUUACACAGAUUCAUGGUCACCAACCAAAUGUCAUUGUCUGCUAUUUAGGUUUAUCUGUGAGGAGUGUUGUUCAAGUUUUGUGUCAGUAUAUGCUGAAUACAAUGAUAUCUCUGAUUAUGAAGAGAGACAAUGAUCGCCAUAUUAAAAAAGAUUGCUCCUGGUCUGUGAUUGAGAAACAUGUUGUUUUAACAGAAGUUAGGGAUUUUGGUGAUCCACAUAUUGAUAAAACUAGAUGUUUGCAGAUCAUCAAAAAGCUUCCGUAUCUUCUCAAUCAGGGUGAAAUAUUCACAAAGAGUGAAGCUGCAGCUAUACUUUCAUCUGCUGUUAAUCUGUAUCGUUUCCAAGAUGUUCAUUUGAGAAGAUUGUUUCAUCUAAUUGCAAGGGAUCUUUGCCCUAUUGCAGAUGAGGUUUCUCUGGUUACUGGUGCCUUACUUAAAGACGUCAACACCGGUAAUGUUGCAUAUCGGGCGAAUGCUAUUCGUUUGCUUUAUCAUAUCAUGAAUGACACAUCCUUGAACAAAGUUGUGAAACUCCUCCAUGAGGCUCUUUGUGACGAAAAUCCUACUCUUCAGAUUGCUUCCCUUGUGUGUUCAAUCAAUAUGCUAAAGAGAGAUCCAAGGAUGGUCAUCACAAUCGAUCAAGUAUACCCUGAAGACACUGUUUUCACUAAAGGAAAACACGUUCAGUUCCAUGCCAUAUAUCUAGAAUUUGUGAUGGGAGAAUUACGUCAUACGCGAGAAGUACGUCGUCAACGAUUCUACUUAAUAUGGGAAAAAUUCGCUAGGCUUUUCUCUUGGUGUUCUUCGCCAUUGGGGACUUGCAUCCUGAUUCGCCGUAUUCGUCAGGUUGCACGAGUUCGGCCUGUCUAUUGGAGUCAAGAUAUCUACGAAUGCAUACAGUCUUGUAUCAAUGCUAAAGAUAAAAUGGUGGCAAUAGAAGGAUUCUGGACACUGGAAGGGGUGGUAGGCAUAGCUAGUUGUAUAAUUGAAGACAACAUUGGUGAGGUUUAGUGCUUACAGGGCAUU
Molecule: messenger RNA, 1131 nt
Organism: Salvia splendens (bonfire salvia)
Lineage: Eukaryota; Viridiplantae; Streptophyta; Magnoliopsida; Lamiales; Lamiaceae
Product: coatomer subunit gamma-like
Exons: 10
Coding region: 1-1116 (371 amino acids)
Biological process (GO): intracellular protein transport; endoplasmic reticulum to Golgi vesicle-mediated transport; intra-Golgi vesicle-mediated transport
Cellular component (GO): COPI vesicle coat; Golgi membrane; endoplasmic reticulum-Golgi intermediate compartment
Source: RefSeq, a predicted model, not a curated record